AUAUGGAGAAGAGCGCGCCCUACUGGGUCUCAAUUCUCCAGACGCUACAUUCCGACCUGGUGGGGUUGAAAGCAAUUUGUGUUCUGCUAUUUUAGUUCGGCCAAAGCUGGGUAUUACACUUGUCUCGUCGCCUCACCUGGGCGAGGCUUUUCAGCUGUUUCCCAUGGAUUCUUAUAAGCUUGAGAAAGAAAAGUUCGUGACCAAUUUGACCGGAUCCUCUAUGCUGGAAAUAGCGGUUCUCACAAUGACAAUUCCUUUGUUGGCCGUUUUUCGUCACUCAACCAUCUCCAAUUCCAUUGCCGGUGGCUCGCUGAAGAAAACAGAUGAUGCAGUUGCUGAGUCUAGAAAUCUGAAAACAUACUUAACUACCUUGUGUUUGGAUUAUCUUGUCAUUAUUCUUCCUGUUUCCGCGUUUGGCACUGUACUGGCAGAUCGGACCUAUAUUGGGUCAUUUGUGAUUGUACUCUUCACCUUAAUUUCUGUUGCUGCCAAAAGGUGCAAAUAUGGUGGUUCUUCUCUUUCUUUUGAGGGGGAUUCCAGGUCUCUCCGUGCAUACAUUUCAUCAUACAGGUUUAUUGUGAUGAUUAUAACAUGUGCGUGUAUUUUGGCUGUUGACUUCAGAAUAUUUCCCAGAAGAUUUGCGAAGACUGAAACGUAUGGAACUAGUUUGAUGGAUCUUGGAGUUGGAUCAUUUGUGGUGGUAAACUCAUUUGUUUCUCGGCAAGCUAGAAAUAUCAUAUCAACUGGCUGGAAGACUGCAGUGCUGUCCACUAUUCCACUGAUUAUCUUAGGAUUUAUUCGUAUCGUUACAACAACGGGUAUCAAUUAUCAGCUACAUGUGAGUGAAUAUGGUGUGCAUUGGAAUUUUUUCUUCACACUUGCUGGGAUUUCAAUCCUUACUUCCGUGGUUAAUAUUCCCGCACAAUAUUCUGGAAUUCUUGGUUCUCUUGUCUUAAUAGGGUACCAGCUCUGCUUGUUACGUGGGUUAAAUAAUUAUCUGCUUUCUGAUGAAAGAGGAACUGAUAUUAUCAGCCAAAAUAAGGAGGGGCUAUUUAGCUUAUUUGGAUACUGGGGUAUGUACCUCAUUGGUGUUCAUUUGGCAAAUUAUCUUUUCUUUGGAAGAUCCUCCUCUGCGUUUAAAAGCAGCAGAUGGGUUAGAAUAAGAGUAUGGAUUCUCUGUCUAUUAUUCUGGUUAUUAACCGUGCUGCUAGACAGAUAUGUUGAAAGAGUCUCACGGAGAAUGUGCAACCUUCCAUAUGUUGUUAUGGUAUUCGCUAACAACCUACAGAUUUUUUCAAUUCUGAUGCUGGGCGAUCUUGUUCCUGGACGUAAAAUUUCAAUACUUGAAGAAGCAUUUAAUCGGAACUUACUGCCCACAUUUCUUCUGGCAAAUCUCUUCACAGGACUGAUAAACAUGUCUAUCAAUACCCUCUCUGCGUCAUCUUUUACAGCCACUUGUAUCUUGAUUGUCUAUACCUUAGUUUUAUCAAUUACGGCUGGAAUUGCUGAUUUUUAUGGUAUCAAGCUGAAACUUGGUUGAUGCUGCCCGUUGGCGUUGCUCCUGCCUCCUCUUAUUUAUAGUAUUAAAGUGACAAAAAAGAUUUUGUAAAUCUUCCAGAUAACCUACUAGCUUAGGAUCCAUAUGCAUUGCAAUCGACUUUUGUACAAAAAGUGAGAUUGGAAGUUCCAAUUCUAUUUUGCCUCCAUCUGGUUAACGGUUGAGAAAAUUUUAGAUCUUACCGAAAUUGUCAUUGUUGAGAAUGCGUAUGUGUGACGAUAAAUCAAUGAAGAUAUUGAUUAUAAAGCUUAGUUCCAUGGAUCUCAAAUAUAAUGGAGAGCCAUUUCUUUGU
Messenger RNA from Neltuma alba, 1850 nucleotides. RefSeq lists its product as uncharacterized. The coding region runs from base 164 to 1540 and encodes 458 amino acids. Gene Ontology annotation, biological process: GPI anchor biosynthetic process; protein localization to plasma membrane. Gene Ontology annotation, molecular function: glucosaminyl-phosphatidylinositol O-acyltransferase activity. Gene Ontology annotation, cellular component: endoplasmic reticulum; membrane. The transcript has 16 exons. The record is from RefSeq and is a predicted model, not a curated record. NCBI's taxonomy places the organism in Eukaryota, Viridiplantae, Streptophyta, Magnoliopsida, Fabales, Fabaceae.